Messenger RNA from Anarrhichthys ocellatus (wolf-eel), 5574 nucleotides. RefSeq names its product bromodomain adjacent to zinc finger domain, 1B (gene baz1b). Lineage: Eukaryota; Metazoa; Chordata; Actinopteri; Perciformes; Anarhichadidae. The coding region runs from base 646 to 5466 and encodes 1606 amino acids. The transcript has 21 exons. Gene Ontology annotation, molecular function: histone H2AXY142 kinase activity; histone binding. Gene Ontology annotation, cellular component: WICH complex. The record is from RefSeq and is a predicted model, not a curated record. Gene Ontology annotation, biological process: DNA damage response; chromatin remodeling.
CCGGGGAAACGGAGUUCCGAUUGCGGACGGACGUGUGCCGGUGGACUGGAAACUCCCGCCAUUUCGACAAGGAAUUAACCUCUUGAUUGAUCCAGGUUACUUUUUUUGUAGCUCUUGCUAAUUAUCUUAUCCGAUAACAAGAAGCUCUGGCAGUACGAACACGCGGGGAAUACAAGUGAUCCAACGAGAACAGGCCUAGUUUGGAAAGACUUUGGAGUCUUCAACGCGCCAUACCUCCUUCUGAACUGAGCAGUUCGGUGUGGUUCAUCCUUACAUGUUCACUCGGAGGAGCUAAAAGUUUACUAACUAUACCGAGCGACAAGUCCGGCAACCUGGUUUACACCUGAGACACUGCGUAAAACCAGCAUGGCACCGCUAAUAGAUGAGAGAAGAAGGAUGCGAUGAGGCGGGCGGCAAGAAGAAGCGCACUGUUAUUGUUUUGCAGCGAGAUAGCAUUUGAGCCCGUUUGCGUUAGCUAGUCAGCUAGCUGCUACACGUUGGAGCUGGGCCUGCCGGCGGUAAAGUGAUACGUGCUAAGAUAUUUGCGGGACACUUGCAUACAUGCUAAGGACAUAUUAUUGCAUAUUAUUGUACUAGAAGAUUUAAUUCUACCAUUGGCACCCCGUGCCAUCUGUGGAUUUGGAAAUGGCUCCGCUUUUAGGCCGGAAACCGUAUCCACUGACUAAGCCGCUAGCCGAGCCACCAGGCCCGGGAGAGGAGGUCUACAUCAUCGAGCACACCAAGGAGGCCUUCAGGAACAAAGAAGAGUAUGAGGCACGCUUGCAGAGGUAUAGUGAGCACAUCUGGACAUGCAAGAGCACUGGAAGUGGUCAACUCACGCACAAUGAAGCAUGGGAGGAGGAACAAGAAGUCACCGAACUGCUUCAGGAGGAGUAUCCCCAGUGGUUUGAGAAGCCAGUCCUGGAGAUGGUCCACCACAACACAGUGUCUUUAGACAAACUGGUUGAAAUGGCCUGGCUGGAAAUCCUCACCAAGUAUGCUGUGGAUGAAGAGUGUGACUUCCUGGUGGGGAAGGACAAAAGUUUGCAAGUGAAGGUGGUGAAGAUCCAUCCCCUUGAAAAUCCAGAGGGUGAGUCGGGGGAGAAGAAGCUCGAAGGUGCCUGUGACUCUCCAUCCAGCGACAAGGAGAACGCAAGUCAGGAGAACCAGAGGAAAGAACCUCCUCCCAGAGAAGAGGAGAACAGGAGAGAGAGUCUCAGUGACCGAGCACGACGUUCACCAAGGAAACUUCCCACUGCCAUGAAGGAAGAGAAGAAGAGAUGGGUGAUGCCCAAAUUCCUUCCCCAUAAGUACGACGUGAAGCUCAUCACUGAGGAUAAGGUGAUCAGUGACGUCCCGGCGGACAGUCUCUACAGAACGGAGCGCCCUCCAACCAAGGAGAUCAUGCGCUACUUCAUCAGGCACUAUGCUCUGAGGCUGGGCAUGGGCGAGAGUGCUCCCUGGGUGGUUGAAGAUGAACUCGUGAAAAAAUUUAACUUGCCCAGCAAAUUCAGUGACUUUCUUCUGGAUCCACACAAGUUUUUAGCGGAGAAUCACUCUGCAAAGCGUAAGAGCUUGUUAUCUCCAGAGGGUAAACCGAGCAAGAGGCUCAAGACCCCCGACACACCAGGAGAGGAUUCAGGAAACGAGAAGGGAGAGAAGAAAAGGAGACGAAAGAAAGACUCUUUAGGCAUGCCCCUUAGUCCAACCAUUUGGGGCCACAUGCAGAAAAUGAAUGGCUCCCCACUAAAGAUGAAGAACUCUGGAACUCCAAAGAAAGGAGAAGGCAAAGGCUCAGCUCCCUCCACUCCAAAAUCAGGCAGGAAGUCCGGGGACAAGAAAGAAGGAAAGAAAACCGGAAAGAGCGGCGAUAAGAAUGUCCUCAAAGCUUCUAAAAAGGACGGUAAAGCUGGUGCCAAGACGCCGAAGAUGAAGCAGAUGACUCUGCUGCAUCUGGCGAAGAGCACCUCCUCUGGGAGCCCUAAGAAGAGAGCCCGUAGUACUGGCAUGGGUACGCCCAAACUGGGGAAGCCACUGCACCCUAUGGCUCUCCACCUCCUUCGUUUCUAUAAGGAGAACAAGGGCAAGGAGGACAAAAAGAACUCCCUCUCCUCCCUCAUCUCCAAGGCCGCAAAGACCUUGUCCCCAGAUGAUCGGGACCGGCUGCCAGAGGAGCUCAAGGAGCUGGUGCAGAAACGCUGGGAGCUGCUGGAGCAGAAGAAGCGGUGGGCGGCCAUGAGCGAGGAGGAAAAGCAGGAAGAGAUGAAGAAGAAGCGCGAGGAAGUCCGAGAGAAGCUGCGAGAAAAGGCCAAGGAGAGGCGCGAGAAGGAGAUGCUGGUCCGCCGCGAGCAAUCGCGCAGAUACGAGGACCAGGAGAUCGAAGGUGGCAAGACUCUGCCGGUGUUCAAGCUCGUAGACAUGCCCGAGGGGUUACCCAACACCCUGUUUGGUGACGUGGCUAUGGUCGUGGACUUCCUGCAGUGCUAUGCAGGGCUGCUGAUGCCCGAUGACCAGUAUCCCAUCACAGCAGUGGCUCUGAUGGAGGCACUGGCAGGCGAACGCUCCGGCUUCCUCUACCUGAACCGAGUGCUGGUGGUGCUGCUUCAAACGCUGCUGCAGGAUGAGCUGGCGGAAGGCUACAGCGAGCUCGACAUGCCGUUAUCCGAGAUCCCGCUCACCAUGCACUCUGUUUCAGAGCUGGCUCGGUUGUGCCUGCGGCCGUGUGACGCCCACGGGGAGGAGAGCAACCAGGGCUCGGUGGACACGGGGGCUUUGGGCGGCUUCGACGACGUGGUGACCAGCGAGUUCUUGGAGAAGCUCGAGACAAUCGAGGUGUUUGAGCUGAGCCCCGAGGAGAAGGUCAGCCUGCUGGUGGCACUGUGCCACCGCAUACUCAUGACGUACUCGGUUGAAGACCACGUCGACGCCAUGCAGCAACGGUCAGCCGAGGUGUGGAAGGAGCGUCUGGCAAUGCUGAAAGAGGUCAACGACCGCAAGAAGGCCGAGAAGCAGAUGCGAAAGGAGAUGGAGGGCAAAGGUGAGAAAAAGAAAGAGGGAGCUGCUAAGAAGGAGAUCAAAAAAGAAGUAAAGGUAGAGCCGGAACCGGAGCCAGAGGACAUGAUCAGCUCAGUGAAGAGCCGGCGGCUGAUGUCCAUGCAGGCCAAGAAGGACAAGGAGGAGAUGGACCGACAGAACAAAGAGCGCAUGGAGAAGGAGGCUGAGGAGGAGCGUAUGCGUAAGCAGAGGGCUUCUGUAGAAAGGGCCUUUCAGGAUGGAAUAACCAAAGCCAGACUCGUCACGCGCAGGUCCCCACUGGGAACUGACAGAAACCACAACAGAUACUGGCUGUUCUCUGACGUGGUUCCUGGUCUGUACAUUGAGAAAGGCUGGGUGCAUGAAAGCAUCGACUACAGCUUCACCCCUCCACCCGAGGACAAACCAGCCGAGCCCGAGGUGGAAGAGGAAGAGGAGGGUGAGUCGGCCGCUACUCAUGAUUCACAAGGAGCUGAAAAGGACGAUGGCAGCAUAGACGGUGCUAUAAGUGAGGGACCCCAGCAUGGAGCAGCAGCAGACAUCUGCAUAGAAACUACUAUUCCCAACCAAGGACAGAACCUCUGGUUUGUUUGUGACAAUGCAGCUGAGCUGGAGGAGCUAGUGGAGAGUCUUCAUCCUCAGGGCGUUCGAGAGAGUGCACUGAAGUCGAAGAUACAAAGCAGGUACCAGGACGUCCUCCACUCGGUCCAUCUGACCCGUAAGGCCAAACUGGGCCUCAGGACCUGCGACGGCUUCACAGAGCUGCUCAAUUACCUGCGCAGUGACAUCCAAGAGGUAGCCUCACGGCUCCAGAAGGGAGGCCUGGGAUACCUGGACGACAACGUGGACAUCGAAGAGCAGUUGAAAGACACUGAGAACUUGAAAGACUUUGGUGAGUGCAUCAUCACCAUUCAGGCCUGUGUCAUCAAAAAGUUCCUGCAGGGAUUCAUGGCCCCGAAGCAGAAGAAGAAGAAAAAGCAAGGAGGGGAGGAAAGCAGCAAGGCCGAGGAGGUGGACGACGAGAAGAGACUGGCGGAAGAGGCCAGGGUGGCGACUGCGGUCGAGAAGUGGAAGACUGGCCUCCGAGAGGCCCAGACCUUCUCCCGCAUGCACGUCCUGCUGGGGAUGCUGGACGCUUGCAUAAAGUGGGACAUGUCUGCAGAGAACGCUCGCUGCAAAGUCUGUCGCAGGAAAGGUGAUGAUGAGAAACUUAUCCUCUGUGACGAGUGCAACAAGGCCUUCCACCUGUUCUGUCUGCGGCCGGCCCUGUACGGCAUCCCUACCGGAGAGUGGCUGUGUCCGGCCUGCCAGCCCACUGUCGCCAGGCGUGGCUCGCGUUCAAGGAACUACAACCAAGACACGGAUGAAGAAGAGGACGAGGAGGAGUCUGAAGAGGAGGAGUCUGAGGAAGAUGAAGAGGAAGAGGAAGAGAAUGACUACACAGCCAUGGGUCACUGCUUGAGACCAAGGAAGAAAAAUAAGCAGUCUUCAUCUCGGCAGAAGAUUUCAAAAAGUAAACCCAAGAAGCAGUCGUCUUCAAGUAGUCAGAGCAGCAAACAGAGGGCCGGCCCCAACAGCCCCGCAGACAUCGAUGAACUGGUGCGACAGAGUUCCCAAACAGGAGUGCGCCGGCAGGUGCUGGAGCUGGAGAGGUGCGAGGAAAUCCUCAAGAAACUGACGAAAUUCCGCUACAGCUGGCCGUUCAGGGAGCCCGUGUCCGUGGAGGAGGCAGAGGACUACCUGGACAUCAUCUCCCAGCCCAUGGAUUUCCAAACGAUGCUCGGGAAAUUCAGCCAGGGCUCGUAUCGCAGCGCCCAGGAUUUCCUGGAAGACCUGAAACUCGUCUUCUCCAACGCAGAGGAGUACAACCAGCAGGGCAGCACGGUGCUCUCCUGCAUGGUGAAGACGGAGCAGACGUUCACCGAGCUGCUGCAGAAGCUGCUGCCUGGCCUCGGCUACCUCCGCCGGCGUUCACGCAAACGCAUCAGCCAAGCCCCUGCAACAUCUGAAGAAGAGGAGGAGGAGGAGGAGGAGGAUGAAGAAGAAGAAGAAGAAGAAGAAGAUGAUGAACAAGAGGAGGAGGAGGAGGAGGAGGAGGAACCAAAAAAGAAGAUGCAGAAUGGCAAAUCGAACAGAAAGAGAACCAGAAAUGUUCGAGGACGGAGGGAAGAGGAGAGGGAGAGUGGUGAUGAGGAGGAGGACGAUGAUGAUGAGGAGGAGGAGGAGGAGGAGGAGGAUGAUGAUGGCAGGAGGAGGAGUAAGAGGACCUCCACCACCUCAGGCAAGAAGGAUUACAGGGAGGAAGAUAGCGAUGGCGAGCGGGACACGCAGAGAACUCGUCAGCGGGGGGGCCGGGGCGAUGCCGGCGGGGCGCGCAGUGAAGAGGACCGGUCCAGCAAGCAGCGACAUUCCAAGCGACAGAAACGCUCAUGAAGUCCAGGGUGCUUUGUCUUUCUUUCUUUCUUUCUUUUCUUUUUUUGGUCGUCUCUUUGCUUUAAAGUUUCUGUCCCGCUCUUCUAAAAAUUAUCAAGAGCCCUUCAU